AACAGGUUUUACAUUUCACUCAUCUCGCACUAAACUAAAAAAAAAAACUUUGCCAUGUGCAAAUUUGUAAACUGUAGUGCACUUUAGUGUCUUAUUCCACAACUUUUUGUCAUAACACUAAAUGAAGAUUUCCAUAACAAAACAUUAUUCAUUGAGGACAAAUUAUUGUCAUUUUUCUCAAAUGACAAAUCAUGUAGGAAUGAUUCAUUAAUGAAUCAACAGGUCCGAAAUGUAAUAUGAUAUAACACCCACGAACAUAACUGCAGUAAUAACAAUGUGUGGACGUACUGCAUGUGCUCUGGAACCAGAUGAUAUUUGUAAGUCCUGUUCCUUCAACUCAAAAACUACUGGUAAAGGGAGACAACAACCUGUAUGGCGAGAUCCUCCUGGUGGUCAGAAGUAUUACCCAUCAUACAAUGUAGCUCCUGGUUCACAUACCCCAGUGUUGAUCUCCAGUCAGCAUUACCAGGGAGAACUAGAUACCAUUACAGAGAGAGUAAUACAACCAAUGAGAUGGGGUCUAGUCCCAUCAUGGCAUAAAGGAGAUCCAAAAAAUGUAGGAUAUGAAACUAAUAACUGUAGAGCAGAAGGAAUGUUGGAGAAAAAGACCUAUAAAGUUCCAUUGGAGAAAGGCAGAAGAUGUUUGGUAUUAGCUGAUGGUUUCUACGAAUGGAAGAGAGAUCAAGGCAAAAAGCAGCCAUACUUUAUUUAUUCCCCUCAAGAGACUUGGGUCAAAAAAGAAAAUUGUGACUUAGAAAUGAAGAAGGAACCAAUUGAUCCUGACCAGAACUUUAAUGUUAAAGAAGAAGAAGAUGAGGAAGAAACAGAGGAUACAGAGAGAAAACUGUUAAUGAUGGCCGGUGUGUUUGAUGUAUGGCAUCCACCAGAUAACUCUGCUCCAGUAUAUUCAUACAGUGUAAUAACAGUAGAAUCUUCUCCUGUGAUGUCAUGGAUACACCAUAGAAUGCCUGCAAUAUUGACAAAUGAUGCUGAAAUUGACGAAUGGAUAAAUUUUGCAGAAGUUCCAUUAAGAGGGGCAGUACAGAAUAUUAGACCUACAUUAAGCCUACAGAUGCACCCAGUGACAACAGCCAUGGGUAACUCACGUUACAAAUCACCUGAUUGUGUUCAACCAGUAGAUCUAAAGAAACCUAAAGCACCAGUAAGCAGCUUUAUGAAGAACUGGCUGGCACAACCUAAAAAGGAACAAAAUGACAAUGGACUAAGUUCACCUACUAAAUCCACAUCAAAACCCAACUUAUCACCAAUAAGCCAAUCUCCAACAAAACAAUCAAAAAGUAGUAAUCUCAUGAUGAACUGGUUACAGAAGGGGAAAAGGGAACCAGAUGAAGAUAACGACUCUCCUGCAAAGAAGAUAAAAACUUGUGAUGAUUGAAUUUGUUUAGAAUUUACACUCAAAUGCCAUUUGUGUUCAAAAAGAAAAAAAUAAUAUCUUCAGUUGAAAGUAGUUUUGCAACGGUUCAUAUGAUUUUCAUAAUUUGGCUGUGAAAUUCUUGAAAUUAAUCAUAUAUGGCAUUUACACAAAUACUUUUGUGUUCAAACACCAUUAUAUAAAUAUUGGUAGACUUUUUACUUUUUUAAAUUAAAAUAAAUAAUGGUAAAAAUGGAGUCAUUAAAAUGAUGAUAUCAAUAUCAUCUAUAAACUUGCUAACCAAUAUUUUAUAUUGUAACAGUGGUAUGAUAUUCCUGGACAAAUGUAAGGGUUAUAAUCCCAACUUUUUGUUAAAAUAAAGAAAAGCCACUAAUAUAGUUUUGGUAUUGUAACCAUUUAACUGUUAUAUAUAAGCAUUUAAAAAAAUGUAUUUUGUUAGUGUUUUUUUUCUAUCUUUUCUUUAGCAAUUUUUUACGCUUAUAUAUUUGGCAAUGCCAAUUUUCAUAUAUAAUUUGAAUAGACAUUAUACCUUUCCUUGUAUAUACAAUUGCAUUGUAAUUCAUUGUUUUUGUCACUUUGUAAUAAAAGUAUAUGGUAUGUUGAUCUACAGUUGUAAACUUCUACAUAUUCUAUGUCUUUGGUGGAAAAUUGCCUCAUUGGUAAUCAUACCACAUUUUGCAAUAUUUACAUAUUCAUUGUGCUUCAGUUUGAAAGAGAUCACCAUUAUUGUUAAAUGACCAGCAUUUAGUUAAAGUGCUGAAGUGAUCUUUUUUUAACACCUAAUUUAUCAAGAACUACAUUUAUUCCAGAGAAUCAUUGCACAUGUUGUAAGGUAUUCAUAUUUUAUAUUCAUUUAUUGAAGUUAAGCUUUUAGUUACCAACCAUAACUUAUUAUAUACAAGUAAUUAAGC
Messenger RNA from Mytilus trossulus (common blue mussel), 2304 nucleotides. RefSeq names its product abasic site processing protein HMCES-like. The record is from RefSeq and is a predicted model, not a curated record. Bases 275 to 1396 code for a protein of 373 amino acids. Gene Ontology annotation, molecular function: single-stranded DNA binding. NCBI's taxonomy places the organism in Eukaryota, Metazoa, Mollusca, Bivalvia, Mytilida, Mytilidae. Gene Ontology annotation, biological process: DNA damage response. The transcript is spliced from 9 exons.